GCCGUCCAAUUCGGCUUUUGCUACCGUAACUGGUAAAUCAGCAGCCAGUCAAGUUCGAGCAGUGCGCGAUGGCUAAAUCGGACCGAAUCCCCAAAACCAAACAUUUCAGAAUCGAUCACGAUACCGACAAUAUUCACCGGUUGGAUCCACGCUAUGGACUAGUGAUAGUACUCCUGGUGCUGGCUGGUGGUGCCGUGUCAAAUUAUUUCCUCAUGCAUCUACCGGAAGCUCUGACAAUCGCUGAUUUGAAACAAUUCCCAGCGACGUUUAUCGCCGAACGUGCGUGGAGUAAUUUGAAAAGCUUCACUGACCUUGGCCCGAGGGUUGCAGGAUCGAAAGCAAAUGAUGAGCAGGCGGUGGCAAUUUUCAAACGAGAAAUUGAGGCUAUCCAAGCUACGAAACACGCCGAUCAGGAGGUGAUCAUGGAGAACCAAAUUGUGACCGGAGUGUUCAAUUUUACCUUCUAUGGCACAUCGAUGACGACCGUUUAUCGAAACGUUCAGAACGUUGUGGUCAAAUUGGUUGGACAAAGUGAGGAUGCAUUGCUGCUGAACUGUCAUUUCGAUUCUGUUCCCAGCAGUCCUGGAGCCAGCGAUGACGUGGCGAGCUGUGCUGUGGUGCUGGAAAUUUUACGUGUGAUGUCGCGAACACCGGAACGGAACCGGCACUCGAUAGUAUUCCUGUUCAACGGCGCUGAAGAAACAUUGCUACAGGCAUCGCACGGAUUUAUCACGCAGCAUCCCUGGGCAAAGCAGAUCAAAGCGUUCCUAAAUCUGGAGUCUGCCGGUUCCGGUGGAAAGGAAGUACUGUUUCAAAGUGGACCGAACCGUUCCUGGAUGGUGGAUGUUUAUGCGCAAACGGUGCGCUAUCCGUUUGCACAAGCCAUGGCAGAGGAACUGUUCAAAACGGGUUUGAUUCCGUCGGAUACGGACUUUAGGAUUUUUCGAGAUUACGGCGAAAUACCUGGGAUGGAUUUAGCUCACUUUUUGAACGGCUAUCGCUAUCACACCCAGUACGACUCGCUGGAUUAUCUGUCGUUGCCAGUCCUGCAACAUACCGGAGAUAAUAUGUUGGCCUUGACUAGGGGAAUGGCUAACUCGGAGCACUUAUCAGCUGCUGCCGAUGACCAAAGGUCAAGUGCCGUGUUCUAUGAUUUUCUGGGAGUGUUUUUCGUCAAAUAUUCCUCUCGAUUGGCUAAACUUAUCAAUGCAACAGUGGCGGUGCUUGCUGUACUGAUACCAUAUCUGGGCCUAUCGAGUGCCACUGGUGGUCGGGAUAAUAGGUCAAUACAGAAGGAAGUGUUGUAUGGGUUUUUGGCUGUGACGUUCGGUACACUGCUGAGCCUAGCAACCACUACAGUGCUGUCCAACCAAAUGGAAGCUAUGGAUCGAAUGAUGACGUGGUACAGCAAUCCAUGGCUGGUACUGGGAAUGUACUGCGCUCCGGCGAUCGUAGUGCACUGUUUGGCGCAAAUGUUUUUCAAUAUGUAUUUCGAAAACAGGCAGACUUCACUGACCACCGGAAUGCUAACGCAAGCCAAACUGAUAGGUGUCAACGUAUUUUGGAGUGUCGUCAACCUUUCGCUCACAUAUGCAGGAUUCCGCUGUGCGUACAUCUUUAUGAUCCCGCAGCUUUGUUCACUGCUAUCCACCAUCGCCAACACACUCUUCGUAGCUCAGCGAACAGUUCGCCGGUGGAUCAUAGUUCAUCUACUGUUUCAAUUCGUGGUGGUGAUCUGGGCAUCUUUCUACUACAUCGUCUUCGUGAACUUGUUCGUUCCUAUAACCGGACGAUCUGGACACGUUGUAAAUCCGGAUUUCAUCAUUGGAACGGUUGCCGGACUGUGCGUACUACAUACUUGCAGCUAUCUUUUGCCGCUGAUAAAUUUGGUCAGAAAACCGACUCAGCUAACGGCGACCAUUUCUACACUGGCACUAGCCACUUUACUUGUGGCAUGUCUCACGCCCAUUGGAUUUCCCUACCGGGAUGCAACAAUCAGAGAACCAUCCACUCAGCGACAUAUCGUUACGCACACAAUGCGAAAUUUUCACGAUGAAAUUGGUCUGCUGAAGCAUUCAGACAACGGAUAUUUGUUUGAAACGAUGGACCGCAACGGAGCUCGAACACUUAGGCAGUACGUUGCAUCAGACGAUAGUUUCACACCGGUCGAAAAGAUGAAGUCUUGCGAGAGUGAAUUCUUCUGUGCGGUUCCGUUCGAUGCGAUGUGGCGACAGAUGCACUUCGAUCAUUUUUGGCAAUCCACUGAGAAUACACCUGCGAUAUAUAACAUGGUUACCCUGGCCUACGAAAGCAAGGAGAAGCUUAACGAUCACGUUCAACGAAUCAAUUUUAAGACGGAAGGUAGUUUACAGUCAGCAAUUUUUGUAGGGCCGAAACCGGGGGUAAAACUGAUUGCUUGGAGUUUGCAGAAUGUGAUUGCACCACCAGUAACGUUUAAUGGUCAGCAAGGGUACUUUGUGUACAUCACGCACGGAAUUCAGAGCGGACCAUGGAAUAUUACCAUGGAUUUCGAGACACAUGACAGUAACUACAAAGGACCAUUAGCUGAUUUUGGAGUGGUCACAAAGUUUUGGGAGUAUCACGAGCACCAUACCGAUGAAUUCAAGAGAUUGCUGGAAAAAUUUCCUCCUUGGACUAAUGUUAUACCAUCUGUAGCUGUCUUGAAUAUGUUUCCCUUGUAAGACAAUGUUGUAUUAUUGGACUGUAAACAUUAUUCGUAAUUGAUUGUUGAUAUUUUUGAAUAAAAACACUGCAAUUUUUC
Molecule: messenger RNA, 2782 nt
Organism: Malaya genurostris
Lineage: Eukaryota; Metazoa; Arthropoda; Insecta; Diptera; Culicidae
Product: endoplasmic reticulum metallopeptidase 1-like
Exons: 5
Coding region: 69-2702 (877 amino acids)
Biological process (GO): proteolysis
Molecular function (GO): metalloexopeptidase activity
Source: RefSeq, a predicted model, not a curated record